Messenger RNA from Gossypium raimondii (Peruvian cotton), 1715 nucleotides. Its product is annotated as adenine/guanine permease AZG2. Gene Ontology annotation, molecular function: purine nucleobase transmembrane transporter activity. Bases 20 to 1654 code for a protein of 544 amino acids. Gene Ontology annotation, biological process: transmembrane transport. NCBI's taxonomy places the organism in Eukaryota, Viridiplantae, Streptophyta, Magnoliopsida, Malvales, Malvaceae. The record is from RefSeq and is a predicted model, not a curated record. Gene Ontology annotation, cellular component: plasma membrane. The transcript has a single exon.
UCUAAAAACCACCAUAGACAUGGGAGGUGAAACGUGUGGAGAAAUGGGGUUUGGGGCUUCAUUGAAAAAGCUCUCAAAUUCAUGGAAGAAAAUAGAAAUGAGUGUCAAUGAUGCAAUUUCAAAGAGCAAAGUUGGCAAGUUCUUCAAGCUUGAAGCAAGGAAAACUUGUUUCACAAGGGAAAUAAGAGCUGGCACAGCAACUUUCUUAACAAUGGUUUAUAUCAUCACGGUCAACGCCACCAUCAUCGCUGAUUCCGGUGGCACUUGUUUGAUGGCUGAUUGUACGGUUCCGGCUAACCAAACGGCAGCUUCGCCGGACUGUAUGUUGAAGCCUAAUCUGGGGUACGAUAACUGUGUAUCGAAAACCAAGAGUGAUCUUGUUGUAGCCACUAUUUUAUCAGCCAUGAUUGGGUCAUUUGCAAUGGGAGUGUUAGCCAAUUUGCCAUUGGGGUUAGCUCCUGGUAUGGGACCUAAUGCUUAUUUGGCUUAUAACUUAGUGGGGUUCCAUGGAUCUGGGUCUAUAUCAUAUCAAACAGCCUUGGCAAUGGUUUUAAUUGAAGGGUGUGCUUUUCUAGCCAUAUCAACAUUAGGGGUUAGAGCCAAGAUAGCUAGGCUCAUGCCUAAACCAGUUAGGUUAGCUUGUGGGGCAGGGAUUGGUUUGUUUAUUGCAUUUGUAGGGUUACAGAUACACCAAGGGGUUGGCCUUAUAGGACCUGACCCAACCACAUUGGUCACUAUCUCAGCUUGUGCUAAAAUUGACCCUAUUUCAAACACUUGUGUAGGGGGCAAAAUGAGAAGCCCCACAUUUUGGUUAGCCAUGGUGGGGUUUUUAAUGACUUGUUAUGGCUUAAUGAAAGAGAUUAAAGGAAGUAUGAUUUAUGGUAUUUCAUUUAUCACAUUAGUUUCAUGGAUUAGAGGGACUUCUUUUACAAUUUUCCCAAAAACCCCACUAGGUGAUACAAAUUAUAACUAUUUCAAAAAAGUAGUGGAUUUUCAUAAAAUAGAGUCCACUUUUGGGGUUAUAAGUUUUAGUCAUUUCAAUAGGCCUGAAGUCUGGAUUGCUUUGGUCACAUUGUUAUAUGUUGAUGUGCUUGCUACAACUGGUACAUUAUACACCAUGGCUGAAAUUGGGGGGUUUUUGGAUGAUAAAGGGAGUUUUGAAGGUGAAUAUUUAGCAUACAUUGUUGAUGCUAGUUCGACUAUCGUCGGUUCGGCGUUAGGGGUUUCACCUGUAGCUACUUACGUUGAAUCAUCUGCCGGGAUUAAAGAAGGGGGUCGAACAGGAUUAACUGCUGUCGUUAUCGCCUUUUAUUUCUUCUUAUCGUUGUUUUUUACGCCGUUGUUGACAAGUGUACCACCAUGGGCUAUUGGACCUUCAUUAGUGAUUGUUGGUGUGAUGAUGAUGAAAGUGGUGAAAGAUAUAAAUUGGGAGAAUAUUAAAGAAGCAGUCCCUGCUUUUGUUACAAUGUCGAUUAUGCCAUUGACUUAUUCUAUUGCUAAUGGCAUUAUUGGUGGUAUUGGGGUUUAUAUUGCACUUAGUUUAUAUGAUUUAAUGUUGGGGUUUAUCAAAUGGGUGAAUAAGAUGAGGAAAAUGGUGAUCAAAGAACAAAAUCAAGUGUCCAAUGGGGUUGAAUCAAUGGUUGAAAUCAUUUGAAUUUGUAGAGAAAAAAGAAAACAAGUUUUUGAUUAGUAUGAUGCAAUUUUCUUGUUAAAAA